AUGGAAGUAGCAGACGUACACGAUGGCGGAAGUUUAUUAAUAUCUAUCUAUCUAUCACAGUCUGUUCAUUAUCUAUCUAUCUAUCUAUCUAUCUAUCUAUCACAGUCGCUUCAUAUCUAUCUAUCUAUCUAUCUAUCUAUCUAUCUAUCUAUCACAGUCGCUUCAUAUCUAUCUCAAUAUUCCCAUUAUCCAUCUAUCUAUCUAUCUAUCUAUCUAUCUAUCUCAAUCUUUUCAUUAUCUGUCUAUCUCAUUUUUUAUAUAUAUCUACCUCAAUAUUUUCAUAAUCAAUCUAUCUAUCUAUCUAUCAUCUAUAUAUCUAUCCCACUGAUCAUAUCUAUCUAUCUAUCUAUCAUCAUCUAUAUAUCUAUCUAUUUCACUGUUCGUUAUCUAUCUAUCGAUCUAUCCCACUGUUCAUAUCUAUCUAUCUAUCUAUCUAUUUCACUGUUAAUUAUCUAUCUAUCUAUCUAUCUAUCUAUCUAUCUAUCUAUCUAUCUAUCCCACUGUUCAUAUCUAUCUAUCUAUCUAUCUAUCUAUCUAUCUAUCUAUCUAUCUAUCUAUUUCACUGUUAAUUAUCUAUCUAUAUAUCUGUCUAUUCCACUGUUCAUAUCUAUCUAUCUAUCUAUUCCACUGUUAAUUAUCUAUCUAUUUAACUGUUCAUUAUCUAUCUAUCUACCCGACUGUUCAUAUCUAUCUAUCUAUCUAUCUAUCUAUCUAUCUAUCUAUCUAUUUCACUGUUCAUUAUCUAUCUAUCUAUUUAUCUAUCUAUCUAUUCACUGUUCAUUUUCUAUCUAUCUAUCUAUCUAUCUAUCUAUCUAUCCCACUUUCAUUAUCUAUCUAUCUAUCUAUCUAUCUAUCACACUGUUCAUAUCUAUCUAUCUAUCUAUUUCACUGUUAAUUAUCUAUCUAUCUAUCUAUCCCACUGUUCAUAUCUAUCAAUCUAUCUAUUCCACUGUUAAUUAUCUAUCUAUCUAUCUAUCUAUCUAUCUAUCUAUUAAUCCCACUGUUCAUAUCUAUCUAUCUAUUUCACUGUUCAUUAUCUAUCUAUCUAUUUCACUGUUCAUAUCUAUCUAUCUAUCUAUCUAUCUAUUUCACUGUUCAUUAUCUAUUUAUCUAUCCCACUUUUCAUAUCUAUCUAUCUAUCUAUCUAUCUAUCUAUCUAUCUAUCCCACUGUUCAUUAUCUAUCUAUCUAUUUAUCUAUCUAUUUCACUUUCAUUAUCUAUCUAUCUAUCCCACUGUUCAUAUCUAUCUAUCUAUCUAUCUAUCUAUCUAUCUAUCUAUCUAUCUAUCUCACUGUUAAUUAUCUAUCUAUCUAUCUAUCUAUCUAUCUAUCUAUUUCACAGUUCAUUAUCUAUCUAUCUAUAUAUCUAUCUAUCUAUCCCACUGUUCAUAUCUAUCUAUCUAUCUAUCUAUCUAUUCCACUGUUAAUUAUCUAUCUAUCUAUCUACCCCACUGUUCAUAUCUAUCUAUCUAUCUAUUCCACUGUUAAUUACCUAUCUAUCUAUCUACCCCACUGUUCAUAUCUAUCUAUCUAUCUAUCUAUCUAUCUAUCUAUCUAUCUAUUCCACUGUUAA
This is a messenger RNA of Acanthosepion pharaonis, 1572 nucleotides long. NCBI's taxonomy places the organism in Eukaryota, Metazoa, Mollusca, Cephalopoda, Sepiida, Sepiidae. The record is from the annotation of a GenBank genome assembly.